AUGGGGCUUUCUCAGGCAAGCUCAUUCAGGCGGUGCCGUGGCACCAUCGCAGCCGCGAGACAGCCGCCGCAUCACGACUCGCCGUUUGAGAACGGGCACCGGUGUGGAGAACAGCAGCAGCAGCAGCAGCAGCAGCAGCAGCAGCAGCAACAGCAGCAAUCCAUCACGUUUUACAUGACUUCUGCGCACGAGGGACGUGCGCUUUUUGCUGAUGGGGGGGCAGAUGUAACAUGA
Eimeria mitis is the source of this 234-nucleotide messenger RNA. RefSeq lists its product as uncharacterized. The record is from RefSeq and is a predicted model, not a curated record. The coding region runs from base 1 to 234 and encodes 77 amino acids. The transcript is spliced from 3 exons. Lineage: Eukaryota; Apicomplexa; Conoidasida; Eucoccidiorida; Eimeriidae.